UCGUGUGACCGGUUUCUACGCCAAUGGCGUAGCAGAGUUUCACGGAAGUGGUAACAAGGGGAAUGUAGGGCUGCCAAAGAACGAUCGGUUUCUAAAGCGGUAUUUGAACAUCAACAUCAUGGCACAGCAGAAGAAUCUGGAGGGAUACGUGGGCUUCGCGAGCCUCCCGAACCAAGUGUACAGGAAGUCUGUGAAACGAGGCUUUGAGUUCACUCUGAUGGUUGUGGGAGAGUCCGGGUUGGGCAAGUCCACGCUGAUAAACUCUCUGUUCCUGACGGACCUGUACUCCGGAGAAUACCCCGGGCCUUCGCACAGAAUCAAGAAAACUGUUCAGGUGGAGCACUCGAAGGUGCUGAUGAAGGAGGGCGGCGUCCAGCUGCUCUUCACCAUAGUGGACACUCCCGGGUUCGGAGACGCCGUGGACAACAGCAACUGCUGGCAGCCGGUCAUUGAUCACAUCGACAGUAAGUUUGAGGAUUAUCUGAACGCAGAGUCCCGUGUGAACAGACGGCAGAUGCCGGACAGCAGAGUUCACUGUUGCCUGUACUUCAUCGCACCGUCAGGGCAUGGACUGAAACCUUUGGACAUCGAGUUUAUGAAACGGUUGCAUGAGAAGGUCAACAUCAUCCCACUGAUUGCCAAAGCAGAUACUCUGACCCCCGAAGAGUGCCAACAGUUCAAGAAACAGAUUAUGCGAGAAAUCCUGGAGCACAAGAUCAAAAUCUACGAGUUUCCAGAGACGGAUGAUGAGGAAGAAAACAAGAUCGUGAAGAAAAUCAAAGAUCGGCUGCCUCUCGCUGUGGUUGGGAGCAACACUAUCAUCGAGGCGAACGGGAAGAAGGUCAGGGGACGGCAGUACCCGUGGGGCGUGGCCGAAGUGGAGAAUGGAGACCACUGUGAUUUCACACUCGUAAGGAAUAUGCUCAUCAGAACACACAUGCAGGACCUCAAGGACGUCACGAAUAACGUUCACUAUGAGAACUACAGAAGCAGAAAGCUGGCGGCCGUGACCUGUAACGGCAUCGACAACAACCGAGCCCGAGGACAGCUCUCCAAAGAUGACACGGUUGACGGCAUGAGUCCCCUGGCCCAGAUGGAGGAGGAGAGGCGAGAGCAUGUGUCCAAGAUGAAGAAGAUGGAGAUGGAGAUGGAGCAGGUCUUCGAGAUGAAGGUCAAGGAGAAGAUCCAGAAGCUGAAGGAUUCAGAGGCAGAGCUCCAGCGCCGCCACGAGCAGAUGAAGAAGAACCUGGAGGCCCAGCAUAAGGAGCUGGAGGAGCGGCGGCGUCAGCUGGAGGAGGAGCGCUCCACCUGGGAGACCCAGCAGAGGAUCCUGGAGCAGCAGAAGAUGACGUUGGACAAGAAUAAGAAGAAAGGGAAGAUCUUUUAAAAUGAGUGUGAUGAUGCCCAGGUUGCUCUCAUUGGCCAAUCCUGUUCCCGGUUCGAGGACCGUCGGGAACGUCAAGCCAAACACACACACACACACACACACACACCGAUCUAAACAGAUGACGUCCGACGCUAUAUUCCAAACCUCUGGAUUUUCCUGAUGCGUAACAUGAGCCUCGUGACAGACCGAGGCUGUGCUUUAUUAUCCCCCCCGUUGAACACGUGUGACGAGCCGAUCACGCAGCGCACACACACACACACACACACACACGUGACGUCUGGAGGAUGGGAAACGCGUUAUUUGCUUUUUUUGGCUAAUGAUUUAGUUUUUCUCUUAUCGCAGAAGUGUAGAGUCUGUCUAGUCAAUAUCCUUUGAACACCUCAUAUAACUUCAUUAAUGUUAUUUCAGUUAUUUUUAUAUAUUAUAUAUGUACGCGUACACCGAGACCGUAAUAUGUGCUCAGCGUGUGCGUCGCUGUACAGGAUCUGCAGAACCUGUCCAAACCUCGGUUUGCUUUCUUACGUUCUCCAUUUAUGGUAUUUUUAAUUUUAUUUUUCAUUUGUAUUGUACAGUCUCUUAAUAAACUUGUGAUGAUACAGGA
Pimephales promelas (fathead minnow) is the source of this 1988-nucleotide messenger RNA. Lineage: Eukaryota; Metazoa; Chordata; Actinopteri; Cypriniformes; Leuciscidae. The record is from RefSeq and is a predicted model, not a curated record.